AUGAAAGUGUUUCUCUCUUUACUUCUUACCGUUGGUAUUGCCUGUGGUGCAAUUUUACCAAGCAAACCCGACUGCUCUUUUGCAUUCUGUAUAAUGAGCUUUCAAGUAUGUCCAGAUGGCACACCAGCUCCAGUUCCAGCUGAUGGAUGUUGUCCAUCAACGAGUGCUUGCAAAGCUAUUGAGGCUCCAGUUAAACCUAUCACAAACUGUGCUUUUGCUAUGUGUACCAUGUCUAUUAAACGUUGUCCUGACGGAUCAAUGGCUCCCAUACCAGCUGGUGAAUGUUGUCCACAUGUUAAAGCUUGUAAAACACAUGCUGUCGAUAGUCGAAGCAAUCCAUUAGGCUCACUUGGUUCACUUCUUUCUGGUUCCAAUAUUUUACAAACAUUGUCUACAGCUACACAUGGUACUAACUUGGGAACAGUUUUAUCAAUUGUAAACUUACUUAACAAUGUUCAACUUUUAUCAAACGAUAUUCAUCAAAUUCCACUUUUGAUUAAUCAAACACUCGGUGCUAUUCUUAACACAACAGGGCAAGCUGGACAAAUCGUUGUUGAUCAAUUAAUCGGUGCUCUUGGUAACGCUCAUCAAACUCUUCUUCAAGAAACACUUCAAGGUCUCCUUGCUGGUGUUCAAAAUAUUGUACCACAAAAAAAUUAA
Messenger RNA from Adineta steineri, 660 nucleotides. The record is from the annotation of a GenBank genome assembly. NCBI's taxonomy places the organism in Eukaryota, Metazoa, Rotifera, Eurotatoria, Adinetida, Adinetidae.